AUGGCUGUGGGACCACGAGUCAACAAGGAAGAGUUCAUGCGCGCUUUAGGCCUAACUACCUCUUCUCAAGAUGAACAGUUCUAUCGAGCCAUGCGGGACGAAGCAAUCCAAAUCUACAACCGCAUGAACCAAGACCGCAGCAACCUCCUCGACUCCCUCCGCGAUGACCCCCGCACCCAACCCCCCUUCUACUGGCACCACAUCCGCCCCGAGUGCCAGCGCUGGGGCAUCCUGGAGAUCUGGCGGACGGCGUCGUCGUACACGAGGCCGUAUUUCGACCGUGGCUCGACGAGCGGCGAGUACGGGCCGAAUUGGGUUGCGGGGUGGUUGUUGUAUAGUGUGUUUCGGUCGAGAGAUGAGAGGAAUAAUCGGAAUCGGAGGAGGGGGAAUGAGGCCGCACGGAAACAGGUGGACUUAUCGCAUCAGUUGCAGCAAAAUCAACAGCAGCAGCAGCAUGGACAUGGACAUGGACAUGGGCAGCAGGAGCAGGGUACGAAAGGGUACUAUGACCCCGUGCGGAAUGGGACGGUGAAUUGA
Molecule: messenger RNA, 537 nt
Organism: Aspergillus chevalieri
Lineage: Eukaryota; Fungi; Ascomycota; Eurotiomycetes; Eurotiales; Aspergillaceae
Exons: 3
Coding region: 1-537 (178 amino acids)
Source: RefSeq, a predicted model, not a curated record